Messenger RNA from Aspergillus neoniger CBS 115656, 580 nucleotides. RefSeq lists its product as uncharacterized. The transcript has a single exon. The coding region runs from base 121 to 378 and encodes 85 amino acids. Lineage: Eukaryota; Fungi; Ascomycota; Eurotiomycetes; Eurotiales; Aspergillaceae. The record is from RefSeq and is a predicted model, not a curated record.
ACAACACGCACCGAUCACUUCUGAAAGGCCAGUGGCUCGUACGAGGUAUACUCAAGUCCCGCAGAAGGCCACAGAGCAAAGCCCAUAGGAGUGUGAGCAGCGACACAGCAUUCCUUCAACAUGGUUCCGCUCCGGACACUCUGUACUCUGACGAAAUUCGAUCCCCGACCGAGCUUAUCAGAGGAUGGUUAUCACCUCGGAGCAAAUAUACUUUCUCCUGGUCUGCUCCGGUUUCAUCCCGCCAGGCGUAUCCGACAGUCUGAUAAGCAAUACUGCAGAAAGCCCCUAUUAUUGGCAGAUCCGUCUGUGAAGGUGUUUAUCAGUCAACCAAGCCCGAAGAUCCGUUUGGUCCGGGGUUGUCAUUCGGAUGAACAAUGAACGGCAAGCUAUUGCUUAGGUGUCCUGUCUGUUCUUCUGAUCGCCGUUGCAGCUAGCAAGGGUCGGGGAAUCUUCCAAUCACAAUGUGAGUGUUACGGUGUUAUCGACAUGGUGCGGGAAAAGCAAACAUACGAAAAGCAAUUUGCCUGUGACGUAUCUUCAUGGGUACAUCAACAGGGUAGCAGACAGCAUGUAGUUUAAA